AUGGUAGAAAAGGCGAUUUCUUUCUAUAAAGGACAGAUAGCGGUUCGCGGCCAGGAUCCAACUAAAUGUGUACACCACAAAGGCGAGUCUUUGGAUUGGUUUUGUGAGACAUGUUAUGACGUCAUAUGUGCCAAAUGUGUGUCCACUUCACACAAAGGUCAUGACAAUAUCCUACUUAGCGAAGCUACUCCCGACAGCAAACGUAAGAUAAAAUCAUUUAUAUAUGAAACGGAGCCNACUUCACACAAAGGUCAUGACAAUAUCCUACUUAGCGAAGCUACUCCCGACAACAAACGUAAGAUAAAAUCAUUUAUAUAUGAAACGGAGCAAAAAGAGCUGGUUGAAAUUCAACUAAAAAUCAGUUCAACACAGCAUAGUCUGGAUGAACACUUGAACCAUUUCAAGAGUGUAGCAGAAGAAGUAAAAAUGCAAGGGGAGAAACUUAAGGAGGAUAUUGAUGUUUUGAUAGCGGAAACACUAGCUCAGGUGAAACAUUUAGAAGUAGAAAAUACUAAACUGCUCACCAGUUACAAGAAUGAACUCGAGAAAAAACUAGCAGACCUAAAGGAACAACUGAAACAUUGUAAGGAAACUCUUCAGACAGGCACAGAUAUCCAGGUGUUUGACCUUUCAAAAGGACUUCAGACAAACAUCAUCUUACCUGAAAAACCAAAGUUAGGUUCUGGCGACUUCACCCCAAACAACAGAAGGAAUACAAUCCUGAAGGAGGCAUUUGGAAAACUUUCCCUGAGACCAAAGGAACAGUCUCAGUCCUCCACUGGCCCUGACCAGUCAGAUGAAACACCAGUUGAUGAUAACCCGCUACCUUCCGGACAUCAACAAUCAGUUAAACGGAUCACAGACACAGAUAAAGACCCGGAGAAGGCCCUUCUUCCUCAGAUUAAGAUUAUAUCAGAAUGGUCUCCAGAUAUGAUUACCAAAAUAUGUCCAAAACAUGGUGGCGGCGUGUGGACAAGUGACGGGUACAAAGGGAUCCACCUAAACAGUCAAGGAGAGAUACAGCAGGAGAUAAAGAGUCCUGUCUACAUCUCAUAUAUCACUUUAUCCCCUACUACACACAACCUCUGGGCAUGUUCUACUUCAGAUAAGAGUGUCUUGGAGCUGACAUCAGGUAAACUGACCCGCAGAUUCAAAACAAAGGAUAAACCCCGAUGUCUGUGUAUUACAAGAGAUGAACAUAUUCUUGUGGGAACAAAACAUAAAAUUACCGAAUACACUCCGGAAGGGAAUCCCGGUAUCGGCACCAAAACAUAUUUGUUGAAGAAACCGAUGGUGUGUUCACCACAGAGUAUAUCACAAUGUCCAAUCAAUGACAAUGUCGCUGUCGUUGAUAGCGAUCUUACAGAUGAUGGUGGUCAGGACAAUCCAGCAGUCAUAGUGUUAGACAGAAAACUUAAGGAGAUAUACAGGUAUAAAGAAUCACAACAUUACAGCGGAUCUACGUCUCUACUUUUCCCCUAUGAUGUAACAUACGACAGUCUAGGAUUCCUGGUAAUAGCUGACUUCGCCAACAGAGGCAUACAUCUGCUGAGUGGUGAUGGACAAUAUCUGCGACAGUUAUAUACUGAUAUAGACCUACCCUUUGUUGUAUGUGUUGACACGGAGGGAGUUCUGUGGGCGGUGUUUGGUUUAUCCAACACUAAUCAAAAGGUUAAACGUCUACAGUACACAAGUGUUUAA
Molecule: messenger RNA, 1701 nt
Organism: Mizuhopecten yessoensis (Yesso scallop)
Lineage: Eukaryota; Metazoa; Mollusca; Bivalvia; Pectinida; Pectinidae
Product: E3 ubiquitin-protein ligase TRIM71-like
Exons: 1
Coding region: 1-1701 (566 amino acids)
Biological process (GO): positive regulation of DNA-templated transcription
Cellular component (GO): nucleoplasm; chromatin
Molecular function (GO): zinc ion binding; ubiquitin-protein transferase activity
Source: RefSeq, a predicted model, not a curated record